CAGCAGAGGGCGCAGGACUCCUCCAGACGUGCAUGUCGCCUUCAGGCACAUUUGGAAAUUAAAGGAAAUUCUAAAGGAAAAACGCCCUUUGGGCGUGCAAAUGCAGCACUUCAAGAGUCAACACUGGACGCAGGGUUAGAGCCACUCUGACAGAAGGUCCAGAGGCUACAGGAUGAGCUCGAUGACCGAAGCAGAUUUGGGUCAUAAAGAUUAAACAAUUAAUAAAUCAUCUGAUGGAGCAGUAUUUCCCAAGAUGGAGCAAUGAAGAGAAAGCCACGAUGCUAAGACAAAUUGUGGUCAAACCCCGGAGACAAGCUUUUUGGGGGGCCGGUUACCCAUUUCAUCCUCACUCUUCCUCUUGCCUUUCUAUGAAGGAGGAAGUUUUUUUAGAAGCUGCAGAAUAUGGCAAUAUCCCUGAAGUGAGGCGGAUGUUGGAAGAGCUGCCAGAGCUCAAUGUUAACUGUGUCAACUACAUGGGACAGAAUGCACUGCAGCUGGCUGUUGCCAAUGAGCAUCUAGAACUUACCAGACUUCUUCUAAAGAAGAAAGACCUCGCCAGAAUAGGAGAUGCUUUGCUGUUAGCCAUCAGUAAAGGUUACAUUCGCAUAGUAGAGGCCAUACUGAACCACGAGGCUUUUGCAGACAGUCAAAGGCUGACUAACAGCCCCAGCCAGGCAGAGAUGCAUGAUGACUUUUUCUCCUAUGAUGAGGAUGGGACACGGUUCUCUCAUGACAUCACUCCCAUCAUUCUGGCUUGCCAGUGCCAAGAGUAUGAAAUAGUGCAUAUACUUCUUCUUAAGGGAGCCAGGAUAGAACGACCCCAUGACUACUACUGUCAGUGCAAGACCUGUAGUGAGCAGCGGAGGCAUGACUCUUUCAGCCAUUCACAGUCCCGCAUCAAUGCAUAUAAAGGUCUAGCCAGCCCGGCAUAUCUCUGUCUCUCCAGUGAAGAUCCUGUGAUGGCAGCGCUGGAACUGAGCAAUGAGCUUGCAGUUCUGGCCAACACUGAGAAAGAGUUCAAGAAUGAUUAUAAGAACCUGUCCAUGCAGUGUAAAGACUUUGUGGUGGGGCUCCUGGAUUUGUGUCGAAACACAGAGGAAGUGGAGGCUAUUUUAAAUGGGGACAAAGAAUCAUAUCGUAGCUCAGACACCACGAACAGACAAAACCUGAUUAGGUUAAAACUUGCAAUAAAAUAUGAGGUUAAGAAGUUUGUGGCACAUCCAAACUGCCAACAGCAACUCCUUUCCAUCUGGUAUGAAAACCUAUCUCGACUCCACCAGCAAACAACAGCAGUUAAGAUUCUUCUUGUUCUUGGUGUAGCUCUUGGGUUGCCUAUACUGGCUUUUAUUUACUGGAUAGCACCAUCAAGUAAGUUUGGGAAACUUAUGGGCGGCCCUUUCCUGAAGUUUGUGGCGCAUGCAGCUUCCUUCAUGAUAUUUCUUUGCCUACUGGUCCUGAAUGCAGCAGACCGCUUUGAGGGAACUUCACUGCUGCCCAACAUGACCAUCCAUGAUUACCCUUCACAGCUUUUUCGUAUGAAGACCACGCCCUUCACCUGGAUGGAAAUUCUCAUCAUAUCUUGGGUCAUAGGGAAGAUCUGGGAAGAAUGUAACAACAUUUGGUCCCAGGACAUCCGGGAGUACAUAUCAGAACCCUGGAACCUUCUAGACUUUAGCAUCCUCACCAUUUUUAUGACGUCUUUCACUGCCAGAUUAAUGGCUUUUUGGCAUGCAUAUUCAGCCCAGUGUUAUAUUGACAAGCACCAUACUAGCCUGUCCAACAUGACGUUGCCCUUUGAAAUACAGUAUUUCCAGCUUGCUCGAAUCCACUGGAUGCCCUCAGACCCGCAGCUUAUUUCCGAAGGCCUUUACGCAAUUGCCGUUGUGCUUAGUUUCUCCCGCAUUGCGUACAUCCUGCCCGCCAACGAGCGCUUCGGGCCUUUGCAGAUCUCUCUGGGAAGGACGGUGAAAGACAUAUUUAAAUUCAUGGUGGUGUUCGUAACAGUGUUUGUGGCUUUCAUGGUAGGAAUGUUCAAUCUGUACUCAUACUACCUUGGAGCCAAACACAACGAUGCCUUUACAACGCUUGAAGAGAGUUUUAAAACAUUAUUUUGGGCCAUCUUUGGGCUGUCAGAAGUGAAAUCAGUGGUGAUUGACAUCAACCAUAAGUUCAUUGAGAAUGUAGGCUACGUUCUGUACGGGGUGUACAACAUCAUCAUGGUGGUCGUCUUGCUGAAUAUGCUCAUUGCUAUGUUUAACAGCUCUUUCCAAGAAAUUGAGGAUGAUGCAGAUGUCGAGUGGAAAUUUGCAAGAGCUAAACUCUGGUUCUCUUACUUUGACCAUAGUGGCACACUGCCUGUGCCCUUCAAUCUUGUGCCCUGCCCAAAAUCAGUAUCUUGUCUAUUGCUGAGUAUAAAGGAUUUCAUCUGGAAUGUACCUCCCGGCAGACACACAAAAAAAUCACGCAAUGAGAUGGAGCUUAACAAUUUAAGACGACAGGACGAUCUGGCUGGGGAAACAUCUCUUUGUCCAACCCGUCAUCAAAAAAUAAUGAAUUGUCUCAUUAAAAGAUACAUCUUAAAAGCACAGAGGGAUAAAGAUAACAAUGAAGUGAAUGAAGGUGAACUGAAAGAGAUCAAACAUGACAUCUCCAGCCUUCGCUUUGAGCUCCUGGAAAGGGAGAAGCACGAUAAGAAGACACUAACAGAGCUCAUGAGGCAGCUGGAAGAAGUAAUGCAUGCGAAGCAGAAAGAAGAGCAGAAGCAUACACUGGAUAUGGUUUCUUAAAAACAAUAAAGAUUAGAAAUGUAUUUACUGGACACACUCCAUCGUUCUCAUUAAUGAGGGAUUCAGUCAAGGCCAAAUGUUUCUGUGACACAGACUUAACACACAACUUUCAGACACAACUUAGCUGAUAAAACUACAUAUUUUGUAUUCAUUAUAAAAAAAAUUCCUCCAUUUUCUCCAUUGUGUAAACUUAUUAAUUUGUUUGUCUUUUGAUUUUUUUUCCGUGCC
Molecule: messenger RNA, 3014 nt
Organism: Pundamilia nyererei
Lineage: Eukaryota; Metazoa; Chordata; Actinopteri; Cichliformes; Cichlidae
Gene: trpc6b
Product: transient receptor potential cation channel, subfamily C, member 6b
Exons: 13
Coding region: 234-2786 (850 amino acids)
Biological process (GO): single fertilization; calcium ion transmembrane transport; regulation of cytosolic calcium ion concentration
Cellular component (GO): plasma membrane; cation channel complex
Molecular function (GO): store-operated calcium channel activity; protein binding; inositol 1,4,5 trisphosphate binding
Source: RefSeq, a predicted model, not a curated record